This is a messenger RNA of Monoraphidium neglectum, 405 nucleotides long. RefSeq lists its product as hypothetical. Bases 1 to 405 code for a protein of 134 amino acids. The transcript has 2 exons. NCBI's taxonomy places the organism in Eukaryota, Viridiplantae, Chlorophyta, Chlorophyceae, Sphaeropleales, Selenastraceae. The record is from RefSeq and is a predicted model, not a curated record.
AUGCCGACAGAUCGCGCUGCCUGUCCCCUGUCUCCCCGGCCCUGCCCCCGCUCUCACCAGGUGUACACGCUGUUCCGCACCCUGGGGCUGCGCCACCUGGCGGUCAUACCCAGGGCGACCGAGGUGCGGGGCAUCAUCACCCGCAGCGACCUGCUGUCAGGGCAGCUGCAGGAGCGCUUCCUCGCGUCCACGGCAGAAGACCGGCAGCCGCUGAUGCGGGGCGACCGCGGCGCGGGUUACGGCGGCGCGGACGACCCGUACGGUCAGCAGCAGCAGGAGCCUGGGUGGCAGGGCGAGCGGCAGCGGCGGGAGGGCGAGGCGGAGCACGGCGGCGCGCGGGAUGUGGGCAGCAGCUGGGGUGCGGGGUGGGGCCCGGAGGAGGACCCAGACCCGUCGAUGAUGUGA